Molecule: messenger RNA, 258 nt
Organism: Schizophyllum commune H4-8
Lineage: Eukaryota; Fungi; Basidiomycota; Agaricomycetes; Agaricales; Schizophyllaceae
Exons: 4
Coding region: 1-258 (85 amino acids)
Biological process (GO): regulation of actin filament-based process
Source: RefSeq, a predicted model, not a curated record
AUGUCCUUGCAUCCUACAGUGAACGUUUCCGAGGAAGUUAAGAUUCUGAAAGACGCGAUCAAGGAAUAUGGCAGUCAAGACUCGACUGGAAAGUACACCGUACCGUAUGGUGUUCUGUUUGAAAAGACCGCAAACACUCUUGAGGCUUUGAACGGCACCCUACGUGCGGCAAAGAGGCAGAAGAAGGUUGACUUUGCUGCCGAGUUAUUGAUGUUUCCAAAGGACAAGGAUGUGCUGGUGACGCUGUUGGAAGACUGA